AUGGCGGUGAACCUGAACCACAGUGAGAACCGCCGCGGGGUGGUCGUCCCUCAAGGCGAAAGUAUCUUGAAGCAGUGUUCAGAUGUGGAGCUCUCCUUCCCACACUCACCGCGGGGCUCCAACUUCUUUAAUGGUACAAAGAGGGGAACGUUGUUUCUCACUUCAUUCCGGGUGAUUUUUGUGACUUCGCACUCGGUCAAUGAUCCCAUGUUGUCUUUUAUGAUGCCAUUCGGUCUGAUGAAGAACUGCACUAUUGAACAACCAGUGUUGGGUGCAAACUACAUUCAAGGGACCAUUCAGGCAGCUCCAGAUGGUGGCUGGGAAGGACAGGCUAUGUUUAAACUAGUCUUCCGGAAAGGAGGUGCCAUCCACUUUGCCCAGCUGAUGAUGCAAGCUGCUUCUGCUGCUGCUCAUGGAGUUCCACUUGGUGUCCCAAAUUACUGGAUCAGCCCUCCAGGAAUUUAUGUUGUUACUGGGGAGGGGAGCAUGUGCACUCCAGAGACACCUUGUCAAGUUUUUGUGUAUGGAGCACCCCCGGUAGGAUAUGGAGCCCCUCCUCCGGUAUAUGGCGCCCCUCCUCCUGGAUAUGGAGCCCCCUCUGCAGGAUAUAGAGUACCCCCUGCAGGAUACCGAGCCCCCACAGCCGGAUACGGGGUCCCUCCACCAGCAUAUGGCCCGCCUCCUGCUUACGGAGCCCCAACCCCUGCAUAUGGAGUCCCGCCUCCUGUGUAUGGAGCCCCACCUCCGCCACACGGAGUCCCACCUCCUGCCUAUGGAGCCCCACCUUCCGCACACGGAGCCUCGCCCCCUGCAUAUGGAGCUCCGCCCUCCGGAUAUGAAGUCUCUCCCUCAGGAAUGGAGGCCCAGCAUGUUAGACAUGGAGCCUCCCCUUCUGGGUACCCAUCCCCACUUCCUGUACCCAGAGUCUCAUCUGCAGCCCCACCUGCUGCCCCACCUGCCAACUCUGUGGCAGGUCAGACUCCUGGAAAUGAGGCUUCGCCUCCCUCUACCUCUUCUCCGCCCAAUUCUGGUCCUUCUAAGAUGUAA
This is a messenger RNA of Dipodomys ordii (Ord's kangaroo rat), 1047 nucleotides long. It is a transcript of the gene Wbp2nl, whose product is annotated as WBP2 N-terminal like. Bases 1 to 1047 code for a protein of 348 amino acids. Gene Ontology annotation, cellular component: nucleus. NCBI's taxonomy places the organism in Eukaryota, Metazoa, Chordata, Mammalia, Rodentia, Heteromyidae. The transcript is spliced from 6 exons. The record is from RefSeq and is a predicted model, not a curated record. Gene Ontology annotation, molecular function: transcription coactivator activity; chromatin DNA binding. Gene Ontology annotation, biological process: positive regulation of DNA-templated transcription.